This is a messenger RNA of Apis florea (little honeybee), 1867 nucleotides long. RefSeq names its product E3 ubiquitin ligase Rnf121. Gene Ontology annotation, molecular function: metal ion binding; ubiquitin protein ligase activity. Lineage: Eukaryota; Metazoa; Arthropoda; Insecta; Hymenoptera; Apidae. Gene Ontology annotation, cellular component: Golgi membrane; endoplasmic reticulum membrane. Gene Ontology annotation, biological process: ERAD pathway. The record is from RefSeq and is a predicted model, not a curated record.
CCUGCACCACUGUGAAUAGUACUUUACAAUGUCUCCAAAGAAUCUUUGCUAUAUUAUGUCAAUUUAUUAAAAUCUAUUUUAUAAGUGAUAGCUUAAUAUACUAUUAAAUAUGCAUUCACACGUACUCCCAAAUAAGAGUGAGGAUGAGAUGACUGUGGAAGAAAAAUGGAGAGUGCAACAUAUAAAAAUGCACGAACAACAUCAAGGACAUGAAUCUAUGCAUGCAGAAAUGCUUCUUAUUUUACUAGGAACAUUAUUAGUAGCACAAAUUGUAUUAGUUGAAUGGAAGAAAAUACAUUAUAAAUCAUAUCAGCUUGUUACCUUAAUUGCUAUGUGGAUUAUUCCAUUUGGAUUAAGUUUAAAAAAUCAUUGGUGGAGGUUUAUAUUUUUUUGGUUAGUAACAUCUUGUAUAACAGGAUUAAUAGUUAGAAAAGCUGUUCAAAAACCUAUAGCAGGUACAACACCAAGAUUGGUGUAUAAAUGGUUUCUUUUUAUAUAUAAAUUAAGUUAUGUAUUGGGUAUAAUAAGUUACAUUAUAAUGUUAGCCACAUUUUUUGGUUUACAUUUAGUAUUUGAAGUUAAACCACAAAUAUGGAUGGAUUGUGGUUUGCUUUUAUUGUUUUAUGGUUUAUACUUUGGAGUAUUAGGAAGAGAUGUUGCAGAAAUAUGUGCAGAUAAAAUGGCUUCACAUAUUGGGUACUAUGUACCAGGUCAUAUGCCAACAAGGACUUUAGAGCCUGGAGUAUGUGCAGUAUGUGGUAAUAGACUCUUGGUAUCAGAAAAUGAACCUGGUGUUAUUGAAAACACAUACAAACUUAGUUGUGAACAUGUAUUUCAUGAAUUUUGUAUCAGAGGAUGGUGCAUUGUAGGAAAAAAACAAACGUGUCCAUAUUGCAAAGAAAAAGUCGAUUUAAAAAAAAUGUUUUACAAUCCAUGGGAACGACCUCAUGUUUUAUAUGGUCAACUACUAGAUUGGAUCAGAUGGUUAGUUGCUUGGCAACCAUUAAUUUUGUUUCUCGUUCAAGGUAUCAAUUGGGGCCUAGGCCUCGAAGUGAAGCAUGGUUUCGACAAUGGAAACGUGAAUGUGAGUGGAAACUUAGACGAGACUGAUAUAAAAAUACUAUAAUUCCUCAACUGUGCAGAUGCGCGUGUACUGUGACAGGUGCGAGGUCUAAAGGAGGGAUAAGAAUCUUAUUGGACACGCAAAGAAUAAAAAAAAAAAUUACGGAUUUGUACAAAAGAGAGAGAAAUAAACAAUGACAACUCUGUCAGUGAUAUUACUAAAAGUCUUUAAUUUAAUCUCUCAUCAUUAUUCGUUAGCAAAAAACAACUUUUAUCACAACACGCAUUCAUAGGUACUUUUUCAGACCUUCGGACUUGUAGCGAGAGCACCUCAUAUACAUUCAUAUGUAUAUAUUUAUAUAAAUAUUUAUUUAUACACUUACGUCUAAAAGCCUCUCGCUAUUGUCAUGGGAAGAAACUGUACGACAGGUGAGACAAGAAAGGCGGGGUGUAAGAACAUUUAACGGACGUGUCGUAUAAACGGACCCGAUUUAAAAAAAAGAGAGAGAGAGAGAGAGAGAGAAACAAUAUGGGUGACAAAGGAUGUGAAACAAUCGGUUUUGACAGAAUUGGCUGUUGAUGGGGGGUUCAGACGCCACGAAUACGAUGGGAUCGAAAGGAUGGGUUAAAGGGCAGACAAUCACAAACACGGGGAAAUUUUAUAGAUAUAUUUAUUGAGUACUUAGCGUGUAAGAGUAUAGAAUAUAUGUUACCUUAUCAAUUAAAUAUCAUUACAUGGUAAUCAUUAUAUAAUGAUGUAGUCUUUAAAAUAAACCUCGCGCGGACAGACUACGCGUGUUGUGUA